GACGGGGUGCCACGUGUGCAACGAGAUCAAUCGAGCCAACCCAGAGUUGCAGAGCCAGGACGGGGGAGGAGAGAGAAAGAAAGAAAGAAUAGAAGCGUCCUCUCCUCGUGGUCGUGAGGGAGGAAGGAAGAGGAUUGAAGAAGGGCAUACCAUCGUCUUACUCUCUCUCUCUCUCUGCGUUCUCUUACCUUUUUCACUCUCUACUCUCCAUGUCCAUGUGAUUCAUUCAUUGCAAUUCUUCUUCUUCUUCGAUUCAUUUUUCCCUUCUUUCUUCCUUCUUCCCCUUCCACCACCCAUAUCCCUCUCCUCUCCCUUCAUCAACCAAACCAAACCCAACCCCAUCUUCGGACCCUACCACUCUCACACUUCUUUCCUUUUACUCACUAUUAUUGCUAUCCUCAUUUCUCAAUAACACCCCCCCCCGCCCGCCUUCGUUAUUACAGCCAUAUAAAGAGUUUUUGUCCCCUUUCUUCGAUUGGUUCCUCAAUUGGAUCACCUCUGUGCAAUUGGUUCUCCAGUUGGAUUGGGGGCGUAUUUCGAGAUUCGCCCUCUGUCCGAUCUUCCAAGCAACCUGCUUUCUCCUUCAAUUUAAUCGGAUUUAACGUUUUGGAUCCGAUCGGCGGAGCAACAGCGCCAUUAGAUGGCGCUGUUCAGAAGGUUCUUCUAUCGCAAGCCGCCCGAUCGCCUUCUCGAGAUCUCCGAGCGCGUCUACGUGUUUGAUUGUUGCUUCUCCACCGAUAUACUGGGAGAAGAUGAAUACAGGGUAUACAUGGGUGGCAUUGUGGCUCAGCUACAGGACCACUAUCCCGAUGCUUCUUUCAUGGUUUUUAACUUCAGAGAAGGGGAGAAGAGGAGCCAAAUUUCGGAUAUACUUACUCAGUAUGACAUGACGGUCAUGGAUUAUCCUCGGCAAUAUGAGGGGUGUCCUCUAUUACCCUUGGAGAUGAUUCACCACUUCCUUCGGUCCAGUGAAAGCUGGUUGUCAUUGGAGGGGCAACAAAAUGUCCUGCUGAUGCACUGUGAAAGGGGAGGAUGGCCUAUGCUUGCUUUCAUGCUAGCUGGUCUUCUGUUAUACCGAAAACAGUAUAGUGGUGAGCUGAAGACUCUUGAAAUGGUGUAUAAGCAAGCUCCAAGGGAGCUUCUUCAUCUUUUGUCUCCUUUAAAUCCACAACCUUCCCAGCUGAGAUAUCUUCAAUACAUUUCCAGAUGGAAUUUGGGUUCAGACUGGCCACCUUCAGAUACACCCUUAGUAUUGGACUGUGUUAUACUUAGAGUGCUUCCCUUUCUUGAUGGGGAGAAAGGUUGCCGACCAGUUGUUCGCAUUUAUGGUCAGGGCCCUUCUUCUACUGCAACCAAUAGAACUUCUAAACUUUUGUUUUCUACUUCAAAGGCAAAGAAACGUGCUCGUCUUUACCAACAGGAAGAGUGUGAACUGGUUAAAAUAGAUAUUCGUUGCCGCGUUCAAGGGGAUGUUGUUCUUGAGUGUGUCCACUUGGAUGAUGAUUUAGUAAGGGAGGAAAUGAUGUUUAGAGUUAUGUUCCACAGUGCAUUUAUUCGUUCAAAUGUUCUAAUAUUUACUCGUGAAGAAGUUGAUGUUUUGUGGGAUGCAAAGGAUCAGUUCCCCCGAGAGUUCAGAGCAGAGGUACUUUUUUUGGACGCUGAUGCAAUUCCAUCAAUCAUCACAUCAGAAGUGGAUAGUGAAGAUGGGAGUGAAACAGAAGGUGCUUCGCCUGAUGAAUUUUUUGAAGUCGAGGAGAUCUUCAGCAAUGUAGUAGACGGGCAUGAUGGAAAGGCAGACUUGGUUUCCCAUAUAGUUCAAGAAAGUGUGAGAGAUGAUGGAAACAAUAAAGUAGAUUGGAAGGAAGCUUUGGAACCUCAUGCAUUUCAAGACUGUGCAUCUGAUGAUGGAAACCACAAACAAGAUGGGAGGCUUGAUUCUAAUUUUAAUGCAGUUGAAUUAGAUGAUAGGGAUGAGUUAAGAUCUCCAGUAGCAGUUGCUGACAGUAAUUCAGAGACCAAGGUAGUAACUUUAGAUGUCAGUAGGGAGUUAGAAGAGACGGAUAUUAGAGAAGACAAGGAUGACUUUGCUAUGCAGAAGAACUUAGAAAUACAGGCGUUGCAGCAGAAGUUGAAUGCUCAUAUUAGUAGACAAGAAUUUAGUAAGUGCAUCCCACCUGUACCAAACAAACUGUCAUCUUCUAAUGCAAAACAGACUGCUACAAAGCAAAAGAUUAAACAAGAAAUACCACAGGGAACUCUCACAAAACAGGCCAAGCUAAAUAUGUUAUCUCGGUGGGUGCCUCCUAACAAAGACCUACAACAUAAUUCAAACCAUGUGUCAUAUCCACCAUCAAGGUAUAAUAGUGCUCCGCCUGUAUUGGCUUUCUUAAAUGAUUCUCAUGACGAUGGUGACCUUUCAAAAGCUUCCACGGCUACUACUGCCUUUGAAGCUGCAUUUCCAGCUGCUGAUACUCAUGAUUCUGGAACUGGUGAAGUGGAUUGUAUGGAAAGUGCAUCCUGCCCACCAUCUUUAGACCCACCACUUGAAGCAACCUUGACUCUCUCUUCGGCUUCACCACCAUUAGAUUCAAACGCACUUCCAGUUGUUCCUCCCACUGCCCCUCCCUCUCCCCUUCCAUCUAUCAAUGAGUCUGCAAAUUUCUUUUCGCAUUCUGAUGCUUCAAAGGUCUGGCAACAGGUUUCUCUACCUACUGUGCCAACCUCUCACCAGCCUCCCCCUCCGCCUCCGCCUCCACCUCCAUCUUUCAACAAGUCUUCAGUUAUCUUUGCCGAACCAGAUCCUGCAAUAAUUCUGCAAGUAACAAAGGCAGCACCUCCACCUUCUUCUGCAACUCCUCCCUCUAUCUCCAACUCUCUUACCUUUCCAUUUUAUACUUCAGCCAAGCCUUCUUCAAAUGCCUCCAGUUUGCAGGUACAAGCAAAAAGACUGUCCCCGUCCCCUCCACCUCCACCACCACCACCACCACCACCACCACCACCUCAACCAUCUACGCGAAAUGCAAUUUUUGUGAGCUCUUCACCAUUGCCUCCACCUCCACCUCCACCUCCACCCACAAACUUAAGGGCAGCUACCAUGGGAAUUCCUUCCUCACCUCUUCCACCUCCACCUUCAACUCUACCAAGCCUGCAGAAUGUCCAGAAAGUUUUGCCCCCUCCACCACCUCCACCACCUUGGAAGGUUGGGUCUCUUGCAACUUCUACUGCUACUAUGACGGAAUCAAGUCCUCCACCUCCUCCUCCACUGCCUUUUACCACUUUAAGUGGCACUCCAACCCCACGUCCUCCUUUGCUUCCCUCCUUUCGUGGAGCCCCAAAUUAUCCUCUUCCACCACCCAUACCUUCUAGUCAAGGAGCUCCUCCACCAGCUCCACCUCCACCUCCACCCCUGCCCCAUCCAUGUGGAGUUGCACCUCCUCCACCUCCACCCUGUCCAUGUGGUGCUCGUGCUCCCCCUCCCCCUCCUCCUCCUCCUCCUCCUCCUCCUCAAGGUGCUUCAUUGCCACCACCUCCACCUUCUUUCGAUGGGGCAUCACCUCCACCACCCCCUCCAAUGCAUGGAGCCCCUCCAACACAAACAACCCCACCUCCGCCCCUUCCUUUAUCAAUGCAUAGAGCCCCACCUCCGCCACCGCCACCUCCACCUCCAAAGCAUGGUGCACCACCUAUACCACCUCCCCCUCCACCUCGAAUGCAUGGUGCACCACCUAUACCACCUCCCCCUCCAAUGUAUGGAACCCCACCUCCACCUCCGCCUCCACCUCCGCCUCCAAUGCAUGGGACCUCACCUCCGCCACCUCCGCCACCUCCACCUCCGAUGUGCAGAGCCUCACCUCUGCCACCUCUUCCAAGUUGUGGAGCCCCGCCCCCUCCUCCUCCUCCUCCUCUUGUUUGUGGAAGCUCAACGCCUCCUCGUCCAAGUUGUGUAGCCCCGCCUCCUCCACCACCUCCAACAGCUAGAGGACCACCUCCACCUCCUCCCCCAUUGCAUGGAGCACCACCUCCGCCUCCUCCCCCAUUGCAUGGAGCACCACCUCCACCUCCUCCUAUUGGAGCUCGUGCACCAUGCCCUCCUCCUCCACCUGGGGCUCCACCAGGACCCCCGCCUCCACCUGGUGCACCUAGACCUCCAGGUAGUGGGCCUCCUCCCCCUCCACCAUUUGGUUCCAAAGGACCAGGAGUAGGGGGUGCUCCUCCUCCACCUCCCGGAAGAGGGCGUGGCCUUACACGUCCUGUAACACCUGCUUCAGCUCCUCGAAGGUCUACCAUGAAGCCAUUGCAUUGGAGCAAGGUAACUAGAGCAUUGCAAGGAAGCUUAUGGGAAGAAUUGCAAAGACAUGGAGAACCUCAAAUUGCGCCGGAAUUUGAUGUGUCAGAGCUGGAGACUCUUUUCUCUGCCAUAGUUCCGAAGUCAGAUUCAGGAAGUAAAUCUGGAGGGCGGCGGAAAUCUGUUGAAACUAAACCUGCCAAAGUCCAGCUGAUUGAUCAGAGGAGGGCGUAUAACACUGAAAUUAUGCUCACAAAAGUCAAGAUGCCACUUCCUGACAUGACGGCUGCAGCACUAGCAAUGGAUGAUUCCAUUUUAGAUGCUGAUCAAGUAGAAAAUCUCAUUAAAUUCUGUCCUACUAAAGAAGAAAUGGAGGUUCUUAAGAAUUACACUGGUGACAAGGAGAACCUGGGGAAAUGUGAACAGUUCUUUAUGGAGCUAAUGAAGGUGCCAAGGGUGGAGUCCAAACUACGGGUUUUUCUAUUCAAGAUUCAGUUUAAUUCUCAGAUUUCAGAUUUUAAGAAGAGUUUAAACACUGUAAAUGAUGCAUGCCAAGAGGUUCGAAAUUCCCUCAAAUUGAAGGAGAUUAUGAAGAAAAUCUUAUAUCUGGGGAAUACAUUGAAUCAAGGAACUGCAAGAGGUUCUGCAGUUGGAUUCAAGUUGGACAGUCUUUUAAAACUCACUGAUACUCGUGCUUCCAACAGCAAGAUGACACUGAUGCAUUAUCUUUGCAAGGUCCUGGCCUCCAAGUCACCAGCUCUUUUAGACUUCCAUGAGGAUUUCAUUAGCUUGGAAGCAGCAACAAAGAUACAAUUGAAGUUCUUAGCAGAAGAAAUGCAAGCUAUUAUCAAAGGAUUGGAAAAGGUAAAGCAGGAGUUGAGUGCAUCUGAAAAUGAUGGUCCUGUAUCUGAAGUCUUCCGAAAGACAUUGAAGGAAUUCAUUAGCAUUGCUGAGACAGAAGUGGCAUCUGUAACGAGUUUGUAUUCUGUAGUGGGUAGAAAUGCUGAUGCCCUAGCUCUGUAUUUUGGUGAGGACCCUGCACGUUGCCCAUUUGAGCAAGUCACUGCCACCCUCUUAAACUUUGUGAGGUUGUUUCGGAAAGCACAUGAAGAGAACUGUAAACAGGCUGAGUUGGAGAAGAAGAAAGCAGAGAAGGAGGUUGAAAUGGAGAAGGCAAAGGGGAUUAAUCUAACAAACAAGAGUGGGAAAUAGCUAAUAUUGUUUGCUUGACUCCCCCUGUUUGGGAGAUGUAGUUCUUCCAUCGAGGUCUGCCCAGUUGGUUUUGCUGAAUGUUGUCCAUGGACACUUGUUCAAAACCAGCAAAGAGCAUCCCCUGUACAGUAUUGUUGUAAUGGUGCACUUUGGAGGGGAUUCGUGAAAUGAAGGGAAGAGUCCCUCUUGCGCUCGCGGAGCUCUAUUUUUGCUGCUGAACAGGUCAGUUACUGAAAUGGAUGCGGUUCCAUCAGUCAGAUAUUUUCAGCUGACUGAUCCACCAUACAAGAUAUUACACUGAUACACCGGACUUUCACAAAUGAUCUGUGAUUAUUGUCAUUGUCCAUAUGAUUUAUCAGAGGAAUGGAUCUGCCCCUUCUUCAGUCAUAACUAGAAGAAGAUUUUGGUGAUACUGGGUCAGUCCAAUACACCAGGUGCAGUUUUGGCUUCACUCGUUUGGCAUUUCAGCACCAGAGCGACUGCCCUCGGGACUGUAAAAGCCCAACCCCAGAAUGUACCAUGAAAACAUGUACAGAUCUCUAACCUUGUAGUUGCAUUCAAAUUUAAUUCUUUCCUUGUAACAUAGUGCUAGGAUCCCUUUCUCUUGUUCUCUUAUGUUGAGAUUUUGACAGGAAUUUAUCAAGAAAUUGUUGUAUAGAAGGUUAGGAUAGGAAGAGAAAUUAGUAGGAGACAGGCUCUCUAAUUGUUCAACUGUAAUAUAACUGUAGUGUAGUCUUUUGGCCUAGAAGAGUUGCUUGUGUUUUUCUCAACAAAAUUCUUCUUUAGUCGAAUUAUUCACAUUUUGUUUGACCUCAGAAGUCAGAGAAGUUCUCUUCCUUGUUUGUUUA
Messenger RNA from Diospyros lotus (date-plum), 6345 nucleotides. Its product is annotated as formin-like protein 20. The coding region runs from base 641 to 5497 and encodes 1618 amino acids. The record is from RefSeq and is a predicted model, not a curated record. Lineage: Eukaryota; Viridiplantae; Streptophyta; Magnoliopsida; Ericales; Ebenaceae. The transcript is spliced from 17 exons.